GGCAACAUACGUCUCCGGAGGCUGGAGACACGCCCCUGUCUACUGAAGAGGAGACCCCUUCGAUGGACAUCUCUCGCCUUCUAUUGGUCGAUUUUCCCGUUGCUCAGGUUCGAACCGCUCCUGAUUGGCUGCCCACCGACUAUCGGCAUUGAAGCAUCUGCGGCUAGCGCUGUGCCAGCUGUCCUCGCGCACUCGGCCAGUGCUGGGCAAAGGAGAGACGCUCCUGCUGAGGAGGAUCUGGGAAUCUGGCAUUAAAAGGGACUGUUGCUGCCGACAUGGGGUCGAUGCGUAUCCUCAUCAAGGGAGGGAAGGUGGUCAAUGAUGACUUUACCCAGGAAGCAGAUGUCUACAUUGAGAACGGCAUCAUUCAGCAGGUGGGAAAGGAGCUGAUGAUACCAGGUGGAGCUAAGGUGAUUGACGCCUCUGGAAAGCUGGUGUUGCCGGGCGGAAUAGACACCAGUGUGCAUCUGCAGGAGACUUUCAUGAAUGCAAGCAUUCAGGAUGACUUCUACAGUGGAACCAAGGCGGCUCUGAUGGGGGGAACCACCAUGGUGAUAGCUCUGGUCCUGCCUGAACAACACUGCUCCCUGCUGGACGCUUAUGAGAACUGCCGAGCUCUGGCCGACGCCAAGGCGUGCUGCGACUACGCUCUGCAUGUCGGGGUGACUUGGUGGGGACCAAAGGUGCAUAACGAGAUGGAGACCCUGGUGAGGGAGCAUGGGGUGAACUCCUUCCAGAUGUUCAUGGCCUACAAAGACAUGAUGAUGCUGAGGGACUCUGAGCUCUACCAGGCGCUGCAGACCUGUAAGGACAUCGGGGCCAUCGCACGCGUCCACGCCGAGAACGGAGAGCUGGUGGCAGAGAGUGCCAAAGAGGCUCUGGAUUUGGGCAUCAGUGGACCGGAGGGUAUUGAGAUCAGUCGACCAGAGGAGCUGGAGUCUGAGGCCACUCACAGAGCUAUCACCAUCGCCAACAGGGCUCGCUGCCCAAUAUACCUGGUGAAUGUGUCCAGCAUGUCUGCUGGAGAUAUGAUUGCUGCUGCUAAGAUGCAAGGUAAGGUGGUCCAUGCAGAGACCACAGUCGCUCACGCGGUGCUGAAUGGGAUGCAGUACUAUCACCAGGACUGGGCUCACGCUGCCGCCCACGUCGUGGUCCCUCCACUCCGCCUCGACCCCAACACACCCGGCUACCUCAUGGGCCUGCUGGGCAAUGACACUCUGAGUGUCGUGGCAUCAGAGCACCGUCCGUUUAGCACCAAGCAGAGAGCUUUGGGCAAGGAGGACUUCACAAAGAUCCCUCAUGGAGUGGCUGGAGUCCAGGACAGGAUGAGUGUCAUCUGGGAGAGGGGAGUGGUUACAGGAAAAAUGGACGAGAAUCGUUUUGUGGCAGUGACGAGCUCUAAUGCUGCAAAGAUCUACAACCUGUACCCACGCAAGGGUCGUAUCAUCCCCGGGGCUGACGCUGAUGUGGUGGUCUGGGACCCAGAUGCAACGAGGACAAUCUCUGUGAGCACUCAGGCGCAGGGCGGAGACUUCAACCUGUACGAGGGGAUGCGCUGCCACGGCGUUCCCCUGGUCACCAUCAGCCGAGGACGUUUGGUGUGCGAGAACAGCGUGUUCAUGUGCGCCGAGGGCUCUGGAAAGUUCUACCCACAGCGGACCUUCCCUGACUACCUCUACAAGAAGAUGGUCCAGAGAGAAAAGGCUCAGGCUUAUAAAGGGGUCGUCAGGGAUCCCUACUCCGGUGAUGUGGCCAAGGUGGCAAACGCCAUGAAGAAGGAGCUCGGUUUGGGCCCCAUAGACGGAGAGACGCCCAGCAAAAGUUUCCAAGGUACUCGCAUGCACCAGGGAGUCCGGGACCUCCAUGAGUCCUCCUUCAGCCUCUCAGGCUCUCAGGUUGACGACCACAUCCCGAAGAGGUCCUCGGCUCGGAUCCUGGCCCCCCCUGGUGGUCGCUCCAGUGGUAUCUGGUAAUCACUGGUGCUGGAGCUUCACCCGUCCAACCCUCCUUGUUUUGUAUAAAUCUGAGCAACCAGGAAAACUGCACUGAUUUUCAACCACAGGACUAAACUUAAGAAGGGAAAAUAAAUUCAAGCGCGUGUCUGUGAUUUGUGAAGAUCCAACUGAUGAUCAAUGAUCCGUCAAAGUGACUUACAAAUCUAAUUUAUGUCUCAAUUAGAGUGACUGACUUGAUUAAUCACACCAGAGUGAAGGGCUACCUGUGAAUUUAAAAUGUUUUGCCGAAUUGAAGCUGAUCAUGCUAACGCCGAUAAAGCCUGCUCAUUUUCACCCUGCUCGUAUCCCGUGCAAACUAAUCAAACUGUGAAAAAUCAAAAUCAGUACAGUUUUUGAUGGUUUCAAAUGAAUUGAUGUCGACUGAAUUAUUUAAAAAUAGGAUUCAGUGAAAUAUCUAUUAUAACCCUGUCACACACACACACAAACAUACAGUACACUGUAGACACCAUAGCUUUAGACUCAUUUGAAGAUGUGUGUGGAUUCUGUUUGUGUUUUAACGCCCACUGUGCUCGCCUUCCUGCCGCAUUGUGGGCUCCUCUAACGGGUUUUAUUUCCAAUGGAUGAACUGUGCUGUGUGGUGGUGAAAUCCAACUGCUUCGAACACUGUGUGAUCUCACAGCUGCACUCUCUACACAGAGUCAGACUCGAUCUUAUCCAUCCUUAGAUUUCCACUGUCUCUGACUGAAACAACACUCACAUAUCCCAGAAACAUCCCUGCUUCACCUGCGAUGUAGCAGGCUCUAUAGACUGAGUUACAGAAGCAUACUAGUCUGUGGGCUGACCGGGGACUAUGACUGUGGUCCCAGUGCUGAACCCACAACAGCUAAAUGUAGGCGCUUCUGUCAUGAAAAUGUGGUGUCAAAGUGCUAGAAGACUGAAGAGAGAAGUCAGAUCAGUUUUUUAAAGGCAGGAGGAAGAGAUCGUGAUUUAAUGAUCACUUAAGGAAUAACAAAAUGGAAACGCUUUCUGUGACUUUGCUACUGACAAUACGGAACAUUAGAAUAAUGCUUGAUGUAAUUUAUAUCAAUAAAGGUGAAUGCAGUGCCUUCUCAUUCACUGGAGAGAGCAGAAGCUGUUGGAGCUGCUAAAUUGUUGUGUGGGAGUUGCUCAUAGGCAUUUAAUUCAAUUCAAAUUAGCAUAAACAAGCUCAUUUACAUAAAGAAAAAAUGAUAUAUCAUCAAUAGCAGCUCAAUAAAAUGUUAAACUGUCUUUCAGCUCAUUAUUAUGGUUUUACUGCCCACAACUUUGGUGUUUUGGUUCACUCUCUGUGCUUUCAACAGCCCCGUUUCCAGCAAUAAAGCUCACACAAUAAAUGAUAAACACCCAUUGUACUCUGCCCUUCUGCCCCGGCAGACAACACGAGCAGCUGGCUCAUGAAACAUAUUAGCUAAAGAGCCAGGAUUUGACAGUGAAUAUGCUGUAUGAGAGUGCGGCAACACCACUUUAACAAGUAGCACAUUUGAUGAGGACCAAAGUGUGCACACAGGGCCCAGAAAGAAACUGAAAGCAAUUAUAUCGUGUUGCUCAAUUUCAGUAGCAUCUCACAGGCUGCAUUUUGAAAGCAAAUUUCCUAUUGGAGAAUAAAAUGGGAUUGCUAUGAGAGAAGUGUGUCUCCACAGAGCAGGAAGAUUGAGCUGCACAGGCUGAUGAAAACCACUGACCCACUCGACUUCCUGAUGACGUCUCAAUCCUGCCUAGCAGUAUUAUAUUUAUACAUCAUCCCGUUUUCUUGUCUGUGAACUAUAUAUUUAGGAUGUCUGCUUUGUAUUUUUUUUUCGUUGAAAGAAUAAAUGUGCCAAUGUGAAUCACUCGUGCCACACCCACUCCAUGCAUGAAGAGCACCACAUGAAGACGAAGGAGUGAAAUAUUAUCUCCUGAACGCCACAGGUUCACAACAACUGGUGCUGAUUUUUUUACAAUUACCUACAAUGGCGUUAUUUUAUUGUUGAUGGUUUUGUCUUGAAGGCACUGUGACUGGUCAGUGGCUGUGUGUGUGUUUGUAGAUUCUUGUCGUGUUGGACAGUGAACCUAUUGAAUCUGUAUGUUGCUGCUUGUUUCUUACCACAAAAGUAACGGCAAAAGAAUAAAGUGAGAAAAAUAA
Messenger RNA from Scatophagus argus, 4116 nucleotides. RefSeq names its product dihydropyrimidinase-related protein 5-like. The coding region runs from base 276 to 1973 and encodes 565 amino acids. Lineage: Eukaryota; Metazoa; Chordata; Actinopteri; Scatophagidae. Gene Ontology annotation, cellular component: cytoplasm; cytosol. The transcript has 14 exons. The record is from RefSeq and is a predicted model, not a curated record. Gene Ontology annotation, molecular function: hydrolase activity, acting on carbon-nitrogen (but not peptide) bonds, in cyclic amides.